AUGAGGCAGCCCAGGCCCCGCUACGUGGUAGACAGAGCGGCGUACUCACUCACCCUCUUCGAUGACGAGUUUGAGAAAAAGGACCGGCCGUACCCAGUGGGAGAAAAACUUCGCAGUGCCUUCAGAUGUUCCUCAGCCAAGAUCAAAACCGCUGUGUUUGGGCUGCUUCCUGUGCUCUCUUGGCUCCCCAAGUACAAGAUCAAAGACUACAUCAUCCCUGACUUACUGGGUGGACUCAGCGGGGGAUCUAUCCAGGUCCCACAAGGCAUGGCGUUUGCUCUGUUGGCCAACCUUCCCGCAGUGAAUGGACUGUACUCCUCUUUCUUCCCCCUGUUGACCUACUUCUUCCUGGGGGGUAUACACCAGAUGGUACCAGGUACCUUUGCCGUUAUCAGCAUCCUGGUGGGUAACAUCUGUCUGCAGCUGGCCCCAGAAUCGAAAUUCCGGGUCUUCAACAACGUCACCAACAAAAGCUACGUGGACACGGCGGCCAUGGAGACAGAAAGGUUGCACGUGUCGGCCACCCUAGCCUGCCUGACUGCCAUCAUCCAGAUGGGCCUGGGCUUCGUGCAGUUUGGCUUUGUGGCCAUCUACCUCUCUGAGUCCUUCAUCCGGGGUUUCAUGACGGCCGCCGGCCUGCAGAUCCUGAUCUCAGUGCUCAAGUACAUCUUUGGACUGACCAUCCCCUCCUACACUGGCCCCGGGGCCAUCGUCUUUACCUUCGUUGAUAUUUGCAAACACCUCCCCCAAACCAACGUGGCCUCGCUCACCUUCGCCAUCCUCAGCGGCAUCUUCCUGGUCCUGGUGAAGGAGCUCAAUGCUCGCUACAUGCACAGAAUCCGCCUCCCCAUCCCCACCGAGAUGAUUGUGGUGGUAGUGGCGACGGCUGUCUCUGGAGGCUGUAAGAUGCCCAAGAAGUACCACAUGCAGAUCGUGGGAGACAUCCAACGUGGGUUCCCCACUCCCGUGUCACCCGUGGUUUCUCAGUGGAAGGACAUGAUUGGCACAGCCUUCUCCCUUGCCAUCGUGGGCUACGUCAUCAACCUGGCUGUGGGCCGGACCCUGGCCAGCAAACAUGGCUAUGACGUGGAUUCUAACCAGGAAAUGAUCGCCCUGGGCUGUAGCAACUUCUUCGGCUCCUUCUUUAAGAUCCAUGUCAUCUGCUGUGCUCUUUCGGUCACGCUGGCUGUCGAUGGAGCUGGAGGGAAAUCCCAGGUGGCCAGUCUGUGCGUGUCGCUAGUAGUGAUGAUCACCAUGCUGGUCCUGGGGUCCUACCUGUACCCUCUCCCCAAGUGCGUCUGGGUGGUGAGCUUCCUGGCCUCCUUCUUCCUGAGCCUGCCCUACGGCGUGGCAGUCGGCGUGGCCUUCUCCGUGCUGGUUGUGAUCUUCCAGACCCAGUUUCGAAAUGGCUACACCCUGGCCCAGGUCAUGGAGACGGACCUCUAUGUGAACCCUAAGACCUACAAUAGGGUCCAGGAAAUUGCGGGGGUUAAGAUCGUCACUUACUGCUCCCCUCUCUACUUUGCCAACUCAGAGAUCUUCAGGCAGAAAGUCAUUGCCAAGACAGGUGUGGACCCCCAGAAAGUAUUACUGGCCAAGCAAAAAUACCUCAAGAAGCAGGCGAUAGGGAGAAAGAUGCCCAAGCAACAGAGAAAAUCGCUGUUCAUGAAAAACAAGCUCCACCUCCCCCAGCACCCUGGGAGGCAAAGACAGGACAUCUCUGUGGCCACUGCCUGGUGGCCACCGGACAUUCUUCAUGGAACAUUCCUGUCGUUUUGUCUCUCUGCCCCACCUCCCUCUCCAACUCUCCAGCUGAGCUCCACCUUCGGGAAGAUCGGUGUCAAGGUCUUCCUGGUGAACAUUCACGCCCAGGUGUACAAUGACAUUAGCCACGGAGGCAUCUUCGAAGAUGGGUGUCUGGAGCGCAGCCAUGUCUUCCCCAGCAUCCAUGAUGCGGUCCUCUUUGCCCAAGCAAAUGCCAGACAGGUGGCCCCAGGAUCCAGCUUCCCAGGGAUCCCAGUGGCCCCUGAGCUCUCCUUGUACGAUGAGGAGGAGGACCAGCCCAGCUACUGGGACUUGGAACAGGAAAUGUUCGGGAGCAUGUUCCACGCAGAGACCCUGACCGCCCUGUGAGGGCCCAGCCAGCUCCCUUGCUACCUCCAAGUACUCCCCCUGGAGGGGUCUCUGCGAAGAAUGAGCCCAGGACCACAGGGCGGGCCGGUAGAGGAGAGCCCAUCCACCAGGACGCUGGCUCCUCCCCACCCUCCUCCUCCUGCUCUCUCCUUCCCCUGCCUCCCUCCUGGCAUCUCUAGAAAGAGGCAGUCUCAGCAGCGCAAAGAGCCCACUGACCACAGAGAGGGCCCCGGAACCUCUCCGACCUACGUCUGGCCCUCGGGGCCCUGGCAGGCAAGGAGCAAGCCUCCUGCUCACUCCACGCCACCCCCAGGGCCUGGCCAUGGCGGAGCACCAGGACCAGACAUCGUGGAUUUAGAAUGAGCCUGAGGACACAUGCAAAAGUCUGACCAUGCUGACUUGGAGCAUCAGCCUUGAAAGUGUCCUUGGGCCCGUGUGGCUGGGUGAUGGACAGUGUCGAGCGGCCACAGGACACAGGAAUGGGGGCUGCAGCCAGGGGGCUUGCGCCUACCAGGAACUGAGCUUGGUCAGUGCUCAGUGACGUUCUCUCUCCAGCUGCAGCCAACCGUGUCCCUGACAGGUCUUCACCCCUGGAGCCAUGUGCUCCCCACAGUUCCAGAGCCCCUGUCCCCUUCCUCUUUGCCCCAAGACUGCCAGACCGCCACUGCUCCGCAGCACGUCAGACUCUAGCCUGGGGAGGGGCUGGGGUCCUCAAGACCACUAAAGCUAUGUCCCCAGGGCAGCCUCCCCUGAGGCAGCUGCUCUGGCCUCCUGACCCAUUGUCAGUCCCCUGCCCUUGGGGACAACACCCUUCCCCUGGAGGCUGGGUACAAACCCCAAAAAGCCAGGGAGGUCUGCCACUCGUCGAGCCCCCUGGCAACUUGCCAAGAGAUACCAGUGGUUUGGCACCAAGGCUCUCAGAAAUCCUUCUUUGUCCCUGAGACUUGUCAGGAAGGAGGUGCUCGUGCCAACCCAGGCCAAACGGGUGGGAGCCGAGUCCUGACAGUUCCUUUGACAUCAGGACGCAUCAGGGAAACGUCUCCCUCCCCUUGGAAAACCUGCCUUCAACCUCACUUGGCAAAGAUUCCCAGAUCAUUUAAACUCCCUGGUCAGCCCAUAGCUCAGAACCACCUUCCAAGGAAGGAGCCCUCUAUGGGCCGGCUGAGUUCCCCAGCGAGCAGCUGACCGUGCAGAGGAGCCGACCCAUGUGGGAGCUUCUUCUACAGGGAUCCACAGACAGCUCAGGACCUGGGCCCAUCCUUCCAGGCAACCCCAAGACGGAGGUGAAUUGUGUAUACAGAGAGAGCUAGAAGAAACCCCACUCAGGACGUGAAAAGAAGGGGUUCCACAUAUAAGUGUUUUAUAAAGUGUCCAUAGAAGUGCACAGAACACCUUCCGGCUUCUCCCCACUGCUUCUCUGGAAUUCCUUCAAUGUCAUGACUCCUGCCCCAACAGGUUGGGCUGGCCCCACCUGGAAAAAGGGAACCCUAUUGCCCCCACCUUCUCCCUGGCCUGCACUGUGUGUCUGUGUGGGGAGUGAGCCCGUCCGAUAGCCUGUCUGCUAGGAGUUAAAGGAAUGGGUACUGGCAAAGGGCCAACGCAUUCUUGGCCUCCGAGCAUGGCUUCUCUGUGAAUUCAUUAUGCCAACUGGCUGCCAACAGAGCUCAAAACUUGGAAGUCGUAAGACAAUGUUAUCUGGGAUUCGCCGUGCCCAGCACCCGGAAGUGCCAAAUUCCAGGAGGAUAAAAAAACCUUAGCCAAUGACAAUUCACCCUCCCCUGCUCCACCUCCUUUAAAGUCUAGCUCAGGCCCAGGAGAAGGGGGGAGGGUGCCUUCAGUCAUCCUGAGUCAGAGACCCUCUGAGAGCUUCCCUUGAGGACUCCAUGCAGUGGCUGUGAAUCUGAAGACCAGCCUCAGGACCCAGGGGGCCUGUUGAUUCAUGAUGGCCCGGAGCUGGUCAAGGCUCAGGAGAGAUCCGACAACAGGUCCGAGGGUCCACGUACUCACAGAGCCCACUGCAGAGGAGAGAUUGGAAACACAGGGCAGGGGGGAGACAGCAGAGAAAGCUUCGCCGCUGGAAUAUUUUGAAAGCAAGCACAAACAAGUUCACAUAGACCAUCGCUUCUGGACGUGGUGGUGGCAGAAAGAGGGGGCGAGAUAACAAAAGAAUCCAGAAUUUCAAUACCUUUGACUGUUCUUCUUGAUACGAACCUGUGAUGAUAUCGUUCCCGGGAGGCCCGGGCCUAUUGAGAUAUGUGUGUAAUUUAUUUAAUUUAAAUGCCGUUCUUCUUUUGUUCAUUUUGGUAAUAAAGUGGUUUUGAAAUGUGA
Echinops telfairi (small Madagascar hedgehog) is the source of this 4461-nucleotide messenger RNA. RefSeq names its product solute carrier family 26 member 9 (gene SLC26A9). Lineage: Eukaryota; Metazoa; Chordata; Mammalia; Afrosoricida; Tenrecidae. Bases 1 to 2133 code for a protein of 710 amino acids. Gene Ontology annotation, cellular component: membrane. The record is from RefSeq and is a predicted model, not a curated record. Gene Ontology annotation, molecular function: bicarbonate transmembrane transporter activity; oxalate transmembrane transporter activity; sulfate transmembrane transporter activity. Gene Ontology annotation, biological process: transmembrane transport. The transcript is spliced from 19 exons.